Pelobates fuscus (common spadefoot toad) is the source of this 969-nucleotide messenger RNA. RefSeq lists its product as uncharacterized. The record is from RefSeq and is a predicted model, not a curated record. The transcript is spliced from 5 exons. Gene Ontology annotation, molecular function: riboflavin reductase (NADPH) activity; biliverdin reductase [NAD(P)H] activity. NCBI's taxonomy places the organism in Eukaryota, Metazoa, Chordata, Amphibia, Anura, Pelobatidae. Bases 157 to 822 code for a protein of 221 amino acids.
ACUGCAGUUGUGUAACAAUCCCUCCUACUGCACGAUUACCUCACUUGGACAGUGUAAAAUAUCCUAGAUACCACCGUUCACGAGGAAGUACUCGGCUUCCUCCCAACCUUUUCCAGGCACAUUCGACUUUGUGGUUUAACUUGCUAAGAACCCAAGAUGAAGCUGUCUAUUCUUGGGGCUACAGGCCAGACGGGACUUUACUUGGUAAACCAAGCCUUGGAACAGGGUCAUGCAGUGACUGCUCUUGUACGAAAUGUCAGCAAAAUCACCAUUCAGCAUGACAACUUAAAGGUUGUGGAGUGUAAUGUAUUUUCAUCAGAAUCAUUGGCUGAGCACUUUAAAGGUCAAGAUGCUGUCCUUUCCUGUCUGGGCUUUCCAUAUAAAAUGUUUUCGUCAAUCAGUGGAUACACUGACUCAAUGGCGGCCAUCGUGGCAGCCAUGCGCCAGAGUGAAGUGAAUAGGAUUGUAACAAUGACUUCUUGGUAUACUGAUACAAGCUCGGCUCAGAAUUCUUCGUUUUUUGUGCGCAAUGUACUUAUACCUCUCAUUAGAAGUGUGCUUAACAAUAUGCGUGAGAUGGAGCAAUACUUGGAAAAGGAAUGCUCUGAUCUCAACUGGACUGUUGUACGGCCACCUGGACUCCAAAAUAUUACUGCCACGGAAAAAGAAAUAAUCACUCAUGAAGGCUAUUUUGUUCCUGAUGAAAAAGGUUACCCAAUAACAAACACUGUGGCUCGUGGAGACGUGGCAAGGUUCAUGCUCUCUGCCAUUAAUGACGAUCAAUGGACAAGAAAAACUAUUGCAAUGUGUUGUAAAGGUUAAAGUGACUAAUUACAUCAACUUGGCACUAAUGAAACUUAUGUAUCACACAAAACAAUGCACGGUUAUUGCAUGCUAUUUUUUAUGUAUUAAAUAUUUUUUAUGUAAAAGAUCAAUUUGUGAAAUAAACCUAUUCUGUACCUUCUGCAA